AUGGAGCCCGCCCCAGCCCCCGCCCCCGCCACCGCGUCGCCCGAUCCGGCGCCCCGCUCUCCGGCGCCAUCGCCGGCCAAGAGGUCCGCCUGGAAGCAGCCCUCCCCCUCCUCCGCCACCAACGGCGCCCCGCACGCCGACGCGCCGCCGCCGCCCGCCGUCAUGGACGCCGACCACUGGCCCGCGCUCGCCGACGCUGCCAAGACCAAGACCCUGCUCCCGGCCACCUCCGACUCCCCCAAGCCUCCCCCGGACCCUUCCCCCGCCGCCGCCUCAUCGGCCAUGGCGAACCCGUCCAACUCGCCCAGGCACGCCUCCGGGACGCACCACGGCCGCCACAAGACGGCCCGGCGCGGAGGCGCCGGCGGCGGAGACCACUCCCCGCGGGAACACCAUGAGAGGCCAGCAGCCGGCUUUGACCAUGGCGGCAGCGGCGGGAGGGGUGGCCAGAGAAGCCACCACAACAACAACAACGGCGGAAGGAGGGGCGGUGGCAACGGUGGCCCGGGCGGCCCAGGAGGCGGUGGACUUCCUCAUCACGGCGGGUUUGGGGGCCGCCGGAGAGGCGGGUAUGAUGGUGCCUACUACCGUGCACCAGGAGGGAUGGGCAUGGGGCCGUACAUGCGGGGCGCGCCGCCGCCCCCGCAGCUGGCCGUAGCUCCUAAUCCCUACAUGGGCGCCCCUCCGCCGCCCGGCUCGCACAUGCGAGCCUUUCCUGGACCGAUGAUGGGAUACCAUGAUAUGACAUCGCCAGUGUCUCCUGUUACCCCAGUUUACUAUGUUGGGCCCCCGCCGCCUCCAGAGGCUCUCAGGGGAAUGGCAUUCGCACCUCAUAUGGUCGGGCCACCUGCUUAUCCUUGCUUUCAGCCCCUGGCUGAGCUUGAACCUGAGCCUGAGCCUGAGCCCGAGGCUGAGCCCGAUUCCGAGGCUAAAGGCCAGAAGCUGCAGAACCAGUUUGAGUUCUACUUCAGCAAGGAUAACUUAUGUGGAGAUGUUUACUUGCGGCAACAUAUGGAUGAGGAGGGCUUUGUAUCCAUCCCUUUUAUGUCAACUUUCAAUAAGGUCCGGGAAAUCACUGCUGAUAUUCCUAACGCCAAUUUGCAGUAUAUAAUUGAAACAAUUCAGUCCUCAUCUAUACUGGAAGUGAAGGGCGACAAAGUUAGGAGGAAAGAUGAUUGGGACAAAUGGCUGAUUCCUCGAGAGAGCAACCCUAAUAUUGUGUCAAGCUCUGCAGCAGCUGUGCCAAGCCCCAAUGUGAAUGAUCUGACAGCACACCUUGGUGGCGUGGGCCUGCAUGAACCAGCUGGCCCUAGUAGCAUGGUGGACCAAAACCACCAUGAGGUAGUCCAGAAUGGAUCAGCUUCUUCCAGCAAUAACCCAGCACCGGCAGCUGAAGAAAGCGCUGGUCAGCGCUAGACACACACUGUCUCCUUAUAUCACACUAUGACUGCAAGGGUUUUUGUCCGAGCGCGAGUGACGAGAGUAGAAAUGAUGAUUUUUGGAAGGUGGUAUGCUUGUGGGGUUGCAUUAGACUGACAAGUGGGUUUAUUUUGCGGGGUUGAUGUGGCUUUCUGGUUGUUGGUGAACAUCGGUCUAGUUGAAACGAUAGGCGGGCAAACAAAAAGGUUUAUUGUGCAGGGGGGCAUCAAACAAGAUGAGGGGGGAGAAGCUGAAGAAGAGGAUGAAAGACGCUGGUUAGGGCCUAGUUGCUUAGUAUGCGAUCCCCGACCGGUUAUUUUGGCCAUGUGGGUUAAUUGAAGUCCAAAACUCUGUCUGGUUUCUUCCCCCCCAUUUGGAUUGGAUGUAAACCUCCAUUUUUUGACGGAGGAGGAUGAUGUGAUGAACUUUCUUGUCAGCUGUUUGGCCAAACGAGAAUGUUGUACAACUCCUUGGUGUACUAUUUUACAGAUAUUUUCUCUCUUGCUCUGUUUA
This is a messenger RNA of Hordeum vulgare subsp. vulgare (domesticated barley), 1932 nucleotides long. Its product is annotated as la-related protein 1B-like. The transcript is spliced from 6 exons. Lineage: Eukaryota; Viridiplantae; Streptophyta; Magnoliopsida; Poales; Poaceae. Bases 1 to 1416 code for a protein of 471 amino acids. The record is from RefSeq and is a predicted model, not a curated record. Gene Ontology annotation, molecular function: RNA binding.